UAUAAAUAUGUCUGCUAGCUGGUAGAAUAAAUCCAUUCUGUCAGCAUUGGAGAAGGUGACACAAAGAUCCAGACAGCAGGUGUCAUGAGCUCCAUGCAGUCAAACUCUUCUGCAAAUGUGACCUUUGUUCGUCCUGCAACAUUUUUUCUCAGUGGCCUUUCUAAUGUUCCACAUGCAAAAUACUACUAUGUGUUCUUGUCUUUAGUGUAUGUUGUGACUGUUUUGGGGAAUUCAUUCAUCAUGUAUAUCAUUUAUUUGGCCCGCAGACUUCACACAGCCAAAUACAUUGCUGUUUUCCAUCUGGCCUUUUCUGAUCUGUGUGGAAGCUCGGCUUUGAUUCCAAAAGUCAUUGACACAUUUUUGUUUGAUCACCAGGACAUUUCAUAUGAAGCAUGCAUGGCCAAUAUGUUUUUUGUGCUUCAUUUCAUGAAUAUGCAGUCUUUAACAUUACUUGCUUUGGCUUAUGACAGACUUAUUGCUAUUUGUUUUCCUCUACGAUAUCAUGCCAUUAUAAACAAAUCAGCAAUGUUUCUGAUCAUCGGAGUGAUGUGGAUUUUUUCUGCUACAUUUUUUUCAGUAGUAGUUGGUUCGGUCAGCAGAAUCUCUUUUUGUAUAUCUAAUGUAAUUGAUACAUACUACUGUGAUUUUGCCCCGGUCUUUAGACUAGCUUGUAAUGAUAAUUCUAUGCCUAUUUUGAUGGGAAAAUUGUGCUUUGGCAUUCUGAUUUGCAUGCCUCCAAUACUCAUAUUUGUCUCAUAUUUCUGCAUUUCUCUGGCUCUUCUUAAGAUUGCUCGUGGUGUUGACAGAAACAAAGCCAUCAAAACAUGCACCUCACAUCUCAUGUUGGUGGCAAUUUUUUACCUCCCAAUUUUAAGCAAUAAUAUUGCAUAUGCAACCACAUACAUAAAUCCAAAUGCCCGGUUAAUUAAUAAUUCUCUGACCCAGACAAUACCACCCAUGCUGAAUCCCAUCAUAUACACUCUGAAGACAGACGAGGUCAUGCAGUCCAUUAAAGAACUAUACAAACGCAGCAGGGUUUAUGCUACUAUGGAACAAAAUAGGAAAUGCCAUGGAAGAAAAUUAAAUGAUUUCAAGGUAUUUGGAGCAUUGGAUUUCAAAUGUUAGCUGUCUUCCAUUAUCUGAUUUAUCCCCUCUUUCUUUUUGUAUAUGUAAAUCUGUUAUAAUUUAUAUAGCCUUUUAUGAACGUUUUACAAAUUAACCAGAAUAUUUUCACAUGUCAAGGUGAAAAACAGUUUUGUGAAGAAGCUUUUUCUCUGACCUGUGAUUUAACUGAAACACAAUUUUUGUAUGUUAUGGGAUAUAUAUAUAUACGCGACACAUUUAAGUUUGUUUGUGUACAAUUGAUAUUUUUAUGAACCCCUGUUGUUGAUGUGUAGAUUUUUUUAACUACAAGUAAAGUGCUUUUGCUUAUGGGACCCUUUACAUUUUAUAAUGAUGGCUUAACACCUAAUUUUACAUGUUGCAUGUGCAAAAUUAUUCCCAUAAUAAUAAUGAUUAUUUGAAAUGAUUUAGCUAUAUGUUUCAUUGUGCAUUUGAUAGAAACAAUUUACUAUUCAUAAGAUAGUAUUCAUAAGCAAAAAUUGAGAAGUAAAUUUAGUGAAAAGAAGAACUUUGCAAGUGACCAUAUAGGCUGAUCAUAUAGCCUUUUCUAUUUUUUUUAUCCCCUAAUUGACAUGCAUGAGAUAGGCCUAAUGUGUUAACUGUGUUUUUCAUUUAGGCAUGAUUUAUCUGAUGAUAAGAAGUCAUUCUCUAUAGCUUAUUUUGUACUGAGUCAUAUAACGGCAAUUUUAUGGACAUAAUGUGUAUUUUUAAAUGGUUGCCAGUAAUAAUUUCAUGAAUAUAUUGUAUUCAAAUUAUUAAUAGGAAUCAUCAGUUCAAUUUUAAAACUUUAUGACAUUAACUAUGUUUAUCUCAUCAAAGAGCUGUCAUGAUAAUCAUUUAUGAUAUAUCAAUAAAACUAAUUAUUCAUUCAUUCA
Danio rerio (zebrafish) is the source of this 1997-nucleotide messenger RNA. The record is from RefSeq and is a predicted model, not a curated record. NCBI's taxonomy places the organism in Eukaryota, Metazoa, Chordata, Actinopteri, Cypriniformes, Danionidae.